UACAUCCCCGUGCCCCGUUCGCGUUGACUCUCAUUGUUUCGGAAAAUUCCAUAAAACUUCCAAGUGAUUUAAAUAAUAUUCGCUGAAAUAGAAUAAAUAAACAUGGUGGCAAGGGUGGCUGGUGUAUUUGACGAGAAAUUGACUGAAGCGAUCGCUAAUUCUAAGAUUUUAGUUGUCGGUGCCGGUGGUAUAGGUUGUGAAAUUCUUAAAAACCUCGUUUUGACCGGCUUUCCUCAGAUUGAAAUCAUCGACCUUGACACAAUCGACGUAAGCAAUCUGAACAGGCAGUUUUUGUUCCACAAGGAACAUGUAGGGAAGUCAAAGGCGCAGGUAGCCAAAGAGAGCGCCCUCAGCUUCAAUCCUAAUGUAAAAAUUGUCGCGCAUCACGACAGUGUUAUCAGCAAUGACUAUGGAGUGAGCUACUUCAAACAGUUCAACAUAGUGUUGAACGCUCUGGACAACCGAGUGGCUCGUAACCAUGUCAACCGUAUGUGCCUUGCUGCUAACGUCCCACUUGUUGAAACCGGUACUGCUGGAUAUGCUGGUCAGGUGGAACUCAUCAAGAAAGGUAUGACACAGUGCUAUGAAUGUCAACCAAAGGCUCCACAAAAGACAUUCCCAGGGUGCACCAUAAGAAAUACUCCAUCGGAACCAAUCCAUUGCAUUGUUUGGGCUAAGCAUCUCUUCAACCAACUGUUUGGAGAGGAAGACCCAGAUCAGGAUGUUAGUCCGGACACUGCAGACCCCGAAGCAGCAGGUGAUGCUGGAACGUCAGCCCUGACUUCAGAAGGGACUGCAGCAGGCAACGUAGAAAGAAAAAGCACAAGAGCAUGGGCUGCCGAAACUAAUUAUGAUCCGGAGAAGUUGUUUUCAAAACUGUUUGGGGAUGACAUCAGAUACCUGUUGUCAAUGGAGAAUCUGUGGAAGAAGCGUCGCCCACCCACCCCUCUGUCAUGGAACAACCUGCCGGGCAAGGACGAUCCUCCAGCACAGCACUCCGGGUUACCAGAUCAGAGAGUCUGGUCUAUAUAUGAGUGCGCACAGGUACUAGCAGCAAGCUGCAAGGCUCUUCAAGCGGACCUGAAAAGCCGUCCAGAGGGCGACCACCUCGUCUGGGACAAGGACGAGAAGUACGCCAUGGACUUUGUCACCGCUUGCGCGAAUAUCCGCGCGCACAUCUUCAAUAUACCCACUAAGUCGCGUUUUGAGAUCAAAUCAAUGGCCGGCAACAUAAUCCCGGCCAUAGCGACCGCGAACGCUAUAGUCGCGGGGUUGGCCGUGCUACGGGCGCAGUCUAUCCUCAAGGGGAACAUCGAGGCUUGCACCAGUGUGUACCUGCGACCGAAGGUCAACCACCGCGGACAGCUGUUUGUGCCUGAGAGAACUCUGACUGCACCAAACCCGAAAUGCUACGUCUGCGCCCCGAAACCAGAAGUAGGCCUCGCUUGCAACCUCAAACAACUCACCCUCAAAGAUCUGACCACUGCUUUCAAGGAGGGCCUGAACAUGCAGGCGCCAGACGCCACCGUCGAGGGCAAAGGUCUCGUCGUACUUUCAUCAGAACCAGGCGAGACAGAUCAUAACAAUGACAAAACGCUUGAAGAGCUAGGCCUAAGCGACGGCUGCGCUUUAAUGGUCGACGAUUUCCUACAAAACUACGAAGUUCGAGUGCGUCUCCAACAGGAAGAGAAAGAGAAAUCGUGGAGACUGGUCACCGACAACGACGCCCCGAUGCCGGCACCGGUGGCUGAACCGGAGAAACCAGCCAACGGGUCCAAUGGUUCCGAACCCAAACCCGGACCGUCAAAGGCACGCAGAGACAGCGAUAGUGAUAUGGAAAUCAUCGAAGAAGAUGACGAAGGCGAACCUGUGAAGCCACCGAAACGUAGGCGCACGGAAAUGAGUGAUGAGGUCGUUGAACUGUGCUAAUAAGUAAGCUAGAAUUGUAUUUUUUGUUAUAGGUCACUAGUAUCACGGAGAACACAAUGGAACAUAAAGGAAACACUAUGUAUGUACUGGUGGAUGCUAGAAUAAAUUGGUGUCCACAAUCGUAUUAGAAGAGAUCUGGAGUUUUCUACAAACUUUUAAUAAUUUACAAAACUUUUGCGAGAUUUUUUUGAUUGUCUAUGUACGUCUGUUGCUAUAUGAAAUAGCAUGCAAUAAACAAUUAGUAUUUUGGUAAAGUGUUCCCGUUUAAUAUAAGCUUCUUGGUCUCAACUUUGUAUACUCGAAAAGUUGUGAAUGUGAUGUCCAUGUUCGUAAAACUUAGGUGAUCUGAUUAUAAUGUGGUCACUAUAUAUGUGUGAUAACUUUGAAAUUGUGCUAACUCAAGACCCGUCGAUGUUAGUCCCUGUGCACGAGCAUCGUAAGUUAAUGAGCGGCAAAGCGAUUCAAAUCAAUGUCUCUUAAAGAAAACCCCGCUCAGGAGCGUAAUUAGAAAUGCUAGUUCAAUACGACCUCGCCGGUCGAAACGAACUGGAGUAAGGUUUCCGGGCGGUUUUCGCUAAAAACGCAUGGAAACCCUACUCGAAUACGUCCCAGACGGCGACGAACCGGAGUAGGAUUUCUAGAUUAAUAUGCGUUAAAAUGUGCUAGAAACCCUCAUUCUUUUAGUCAACGAAAAACGCCCGGAAACCCAGUUCGUCUCGGCCGGCGUGGAAGUAUUGAACUAGCAUUUCUAAUUACGUCGCCCGGGUAUAGAAUAAUACUUUAGAACGGUAACUCCGCCCAAUACCGGGCGGCGAGCUUACCACCCUAUGGGCCUGUCUUUAGUCUUAAAAGGGCUUAAGCCGCUAAGGAUUAAAGAGGGACCUGGACACUUUCUCGCACUUACGCGGGCGGCACACGGUGAGAAUGCGAUUCCUUUAAGCAGUGUGCGAUGCAUGUCCCGAGCACUGCUUCACACAACGGUUGCUCUAAAACUUACUGUUGAAAUGUCAUAAGACGGCCAAUUUUUAGGGUUCCGAACCUCAAAAGGUAAAUCGAAACCCUUAUAGGACCACUUUGUUGUCCGUCAAAGUCUGUCAAGUUUAUUUAAAUUAAAUUGUCUUUUCACAAUGCUUACGUCAAGUAAGCAUGUUUCUAAAGACGUAAUCAUAAUAAAAAAAUAAUUUUAUAAUAAUAUCUUGGCAUGACACCAAAUCAACCCUUUAUUCUUUGUUGACUAAAAGUCGAAAAUUAAACAAGAGUCCCAAAGUUUAAACACUAUCAUCAGCACAUUCAAAGUUAUCAUAAUUAGUAGUAUUUUCUAACUCCCAAUGGAGCAAUAUUUUGAUAUGAUAAGAACAAUCUUUGUAGUAAGUUAUAAGAAAUUAUCACUAAUUGAAGAGUAUCCUGUCUUAAUUCAUAAAUAAAAUGUAUAAAUAAGGUA
Messenger RNA from Pectinophora gossypiella (pink bollworm), 3370 nucleotides. RefSeq names its product SUMO-activating enzyme subunit 2 (gene Uba2). Gene Ontology annotation, cellular component: cytoplasm; SUMO activating enzyme complex. The transcript is spliced from 8 exons. The record is from RefSeq and is a predicted model, not a curated record. Gene Ontology annotation, biological process: protein sumoylation. Bases 103 to 1929 code for a protein of 608 amino acids. Lineage: Eukaryota; Metazoa; Arthropoda; Insecta; Lepidoptera; Gelechiidae. Gene Ontology annotation, molecular function: SUMO activating enzyme activity.